Molecule: messenger RNA, 4571 nt
Organism: Drosophila navojoa
Lineage: Eukaryota; Metazoa; Arthropoda; Insecta; Diptera; Drosophilidae
Gene: Tdg
Product: Thymine DNA glycosylase
Biological process (GO): base-excision repair, AP site formation
Cellular component (GO): nucleus
Molecular function (GO): DNA binding; uracil DNA N-glycosylase activity; pyrimidine-specific mismatch base pair DNA N-glycosylase activity
Source: RefSeq, a predicted model, not a curated record
AUCGUAUCGGCUUGCAUUUCAGACACGAAGACUUAACCUCUUUAAUGAAGCCUAAUCAACACGGGAGAUGCAAGUGAAAAAUAGUGCGCUAGAGAUAAGCCCGCUGAUAAGUAGUUCCUUUACAUUGAAUAUAAAAAUAUCAGGAAUAACGAUAGGGAUAUUAUCUAGUAAAGAUAUCUUAAAGAUAUUAAUACUCGUUAUCGGGUUGAAAUAUAUACUGGUUCAAGCACUGGUAAUAGCUCUUACUAGAGUCACGAGUGGAAUGGCAGAUAUAGAUACCACUGAGAAUCAGGCAGCAACAACGUCAGCUAUAAAGUGCGACGAUUCUACCAGUCCCACUUUUAUUAGCGAUAAGUCCAAUAAUAUUGAAAAAAAGGAAUAUAAUGGAAAGAAACUGCAUAAUUCAAGAAGCGAAAGUAAUCAAAAAGAUCUAUACUGUCAACAGGCGAAAGAUGAUGAUGACAGUGAUAACGAUAACAAUGAUGGUGAUGAUGACAUUAAUGAGAACAUAGAUGAAGAGGAAGAAGCAGCACAUGGAAUAUGUGAUAAAACCAGAAAUUCGGCCAAACAGCGGAAUGGUGCAAAUGUGGCCAAUUUUUGUCAGCAAGAAGUUAGCCAAAGCUUAGAUGAGGGAGAAAAUGAAAAAGCAUCCUCUGUCGAUGUGGGCCAAGUUCAGCCAAUAUAUGCCACAAAUACGUACAUUGCCCCGGAGCAGGCGUUAGUUACCAGAGUGGAACUAGUUGUGCCAGCUCAACUCAAUUCCGAACAGAUUCAGCAUGGCAAGUUGCACUACAAAAACAACAAUACUACUAAUACCACUACUACUGACGUCCAAUUCAGCAGCACAAUGCCAGUAAUGCCCACUGAUAAAAACAAUGGUUGUGAAACAGACUCUUCUUCCAACGUGAAUUUAAGGAUUCCUACUAAUAUAACAUUAACGACAAAAACAACAGGUGAUAUUUUAAAUACAGAACGGCGAACUACAAUUUGGGCACCACAUGACGAAUAUAAAGCCUCAGUCUCUAGCGGUGACGCUGGUUCAGUCUCUGGCUCAAACAUGUUUGGCUCACAGCAAGAGCCACAUCAUCCCGCCGAGCUACUUUUGCAAAUAGGAAAGGAAACAGCUGGAAACACAGGAAAUUUUGAGCAGUUGCUGCCAUUGGAGCAACAUGAGCAACGACAACAGAGCUUCAAUCAACAGCAUCACUCACAUAUGCAAACUCAUUUACAGAGCAACAUGUAUGCGCAAAUGCUGCCCCAGCAACAACAUCCGCAUCAGCAACAACAGUCACAUUCACUGCAACAACAGCUGCAUCAUCCGCAGCAACAGCUGCAUCAUCCGCAGCAACAGCACAACAUACAUCAAGAAAAUAUCCUGGAGCAUCAGCAAUCGCUGCAUUAUGUCAAUUAUAUACAUCAGCAAUAUGCUCAUGAUCAAUUGUUUGCUCUUCAUCAUUCUCAUAAUAUUCAGGAACAGCAGCUACAGCAGCAUCAGCACCCACAGCAGCAACAGCAGCAGCAUGGUCAACAGCAUCUGCAACAUGGGCAUCACAUUGAUUGUCAUGACCCAAUGCAAAGGCAAUCAGCAAUUCAGCAUGCGCUUUCUAAUACACAACAACAGAUACCGGAGCAAUAUCAUGAUCUUAUGAUCAACGAAUAUCAUGAGGAUCCCUGUUCAGGGUACAAGUUAACACUGUCUCCAAGCAAUGCUAAAACGGAAAAUCAAGAUGAUGGCUACGAGACAAGUGCUGGGGAUGUCUUAACACCCAAUUCGCAUAGUUCGUCCACACACUCGGUAACCCCGCAGCAUCAGAUGCAACAUGUGGCACCGCUACUUGCACAAAGUAAACAUGAAGACUUAAGCUUGAACUUGCAUCAUAAUCAAAGUCAAGCGACUGACACAUCUAGCAGUAGUCCGCAAGUGCGAGUUGCCCAAGGUGCUUUGUCAGCUCUACCGAUGUCACAAAGUGUUAGCGCUGAUCCCUACAGCUUUAUGGCCGAAGAAAUGAGCAUUAUGUCACCAGCUGGUCAUUCAGCAGCUAGCGAUAUACCGGGUAUCGCAUCUAAUGCUUCAGGCUAUUCACCUGUAGGACCAGUUCAAGGUUCUGCACCUUGUCCUGAUAUUGUCACGGUUGCCCAAAAGCCCAGUGACAUAUAUAGCAACAUCAAGGAACAUCAGCAAUCGCUGACGCCCAACUGCGAACCGCAUACUGAUUCUCAUAGCACGAAAAUUAGAAGGGCUGGCGAUACAUCCUCUCAAGACUCCAAUAAAUCGAACAAUUGCGACUUGCAACAGGAUAGGCCAGGCUCAGGAUCUCAACCAAAGAGAAGGGGUCGUAAAAAGAAAAUCGAAGCAGACGAUAUGCAAAUAGGCGCUACACACCCAUGCGGUAGCAGAAAUGGAGGUGUUGGCUCAGAAGAUAUACUGGCUAUGAAGCCCAAAGAGCGUAAGAAGCACGACCGAUUUAAUGGAAUGUCUGAGGCGGAAGUAAUUCAGCGUACCAUACCCGAUCAUCUUUGUGAUAAUCUUGAUAUUGUCAUAGUGGGUAUAAAUCCCGGCCUGUUCGCUGCUUACAAGGGUCAUCAUUAUGCCGGCCCUGGUAAUCAUUUCUGGAAAUGCCUAUACUUAUCGGGCCUGACUCAAGAGCAAAUGAGUGCCGAUGAUGACUACACGUUAGUUAAGCAUGGCAUCGGUUUUACGAACAUGGUAGCACGCGCUACCAAAGGCUCUGCGGAUCUAACGCGCAAGGAAAUUAAGGAGGGUAGCCGUAUUUUGCUUGAGAAGCUGCAGCGCUUUCAACCCAAGGUCGCCGUUUUCAAUGGCAAAUUGAUAUUUGAGGUCUUCUCUGGAAAAAAGGAAUUUCACUUCGGUCGGCAACCUGAUAGAGUCGAAGGCACCAAUACUGUAAGUAUAUUCGAAUCUAAUUUAUCCUUUAAGGGUCAGCAGCAGCAACAGCAACAAUCGUCAACUGACACAUCAACUGGAGGCAUGAUUUCGAUUUCAAUGGAGCAUAAUACCGCAUCGCCACAGAGUCAGAGCCAUCAGGCGCCACCUAGUUUAUAUAAUACGCCGCCACCAUCACACAUAUUAUAUACAGCAUCUGCUUCGCCAAUGGCUUCGCCAGCUCUUAAUUGUAGCUACCCGCCAGUCGGUCAAGUUGACCAGCAACAGCAGCAUAUGCAGCUUAUGCAAACAGAUCACCACCAUAUGCAAGCUACUGUUGGCUCAGUCAUCAGAGAUCAACCUCAUUUAGGGGAAACACCACCGCCAAGCUCACCAAAUAUGUGUACUGGGGUUGACUUUGAGCCGCCAAGCGAGCAAAAUGAUGGCCAGGACACUAAUCUACUGACCCGGGCGGCAGAUAAAUUGCAAAUGGAGCCUUUGACACCUGUAGCCGAGCAUUAUCAGCAGUGGCUGAAUCAUCAGCAACAGCAACAAUCCGCCCAAAAGCUCAAUCAAUCCCAAUCCUUGCCCGUGAGUCACUAUCAACCGCGAGCGCAACUUAACUAUCAACCAAAUCCGGCUGAGCAUUGGCAACGCUAUGAUGAGCACAGCGAUAGUCGAUCUUAUAUGGUAUCCUCACCCCGCUCUCAUCAUAACAUUAAUUUAAGUCCGCAACUGACUAGCAAUACGCCGUUAGGUAAAGUUUCCUCCGCCGAUAUGUCGCGUAAGAGUUUGUCGGGUCUAGAAUCUCUGGUUGAUCAAAUACCAACAAUAAGUGAGCAUGAAACCAAUGUUAUAUCCUCAGCAACAGCAGCUGCGGCAGCUGCUGCUGUCGAAAGUCGUUUAUUGGGACUACAACAACAGCAGCAGCACCAACAACACCAGCAACAGAAGAAUGUUCAUACGGAAUCUACAUCGAACAACAAUGUGAUUAGCAACUAUUCUGUUAGCAGUUUGGCCGCAUCGUCAGCUACAACAAAUAUUGAUGCACAUUUGGGCCAAACGAACAGCAGUGAUAGCAUUAGCAGCAACACCAAUACCAGCAAGAGCAACAACGACUACCCCAAUCAUAGUCAGAUUGGCUACGCACAUCCACAAGCUAGCCAUGUGAUUAGCUCCGCGUUGGUAACUGCUGCUGGAAGUCAACCAGCGAUGCAUCCACAUCCACACCCACAUCCACAUUCGCAUUCACAUCCGCAAAUGUAUAUGGAACAUAUGCACAUGGCCCAUGCGAUGCCAACGGUAAAUGUCAAUCCAAUGUACGCCCCGCCUUAUGGUCCACAGCACGGUACAUCAGCAACCGAAUAUGGCCCCUACAGCGUGCAGAGUACGCCUACACUGCAUGUGCCUAGCCCAAAUUAUCCAUUUGCCCACUAUGGGCAGCAGGCUAAUUACACUGGCUUUCCACAUGCGCAUUCGCACCCGCAUCCACAUCCUCAUUCGCAUCAUCCUCACCAUCACGUAGGACAUCCAGCAGCACACCAUUUAAGCGUUUUUGACCGGAUUAAGCCGACAGAUAUGAGCGGCUAUACGGGAUACUAAAAACAACCACAACAACUAUGAUAUAAGUUCAUUUAGCAAUCUCUCCGGCUAGGCCGGUAUAUAUAUAUUUAUAUUUAUAUAUAUA